This is a messenger RNA of Penicillium chermesinum, 396 nucleotides long. RefSeq lists its product as uncharacterized. Bases 1 to 396 code for a protein of 131 amino acids. NCBI's taxonomy places the organism in Eukaryota, Fungi, Ascomycota, Eurotiomycetes, Eurotiales, Aspergillaceae. The record is from RefSeq and is a predicted model, not a curated record. The transcript has a single exon.
AUGGCCCGCCGUAUCGUGAUCUCGCAUGAUGUUAGAUUCCCCGACUCCGUCGCCAUCUGGUGCUGGUCCCAACUCUGUCCGAAACUCGGAGCUCUGCGCAAGCAGUCCUGCGCCGAGAGGACUUUGGCCCGCGAUUAUCUGCCAAGGGCUCGCGAGACGGCGAUCCUACGAGGCGGUGUGGCUAUAGGGCAUUCUCCUUGCUGGCGCGAAGAUGAACAGGUCAAAACAAUAGUUUGCGGAUUCAGGGUUGCCGAGCCUUGGCUUCUUUUUCCACUGACUCCUCUACUUGUGCUUGGCGGGAGGUGGGUUCAUGACGGUCGAAAUGACCACAUCGUGCAGGUGCGGGCCGGGUCUUUGAUCCAUGGCUGGCCCGAGCUGCACACGUGCACAGGUUGA